Selaginella moellendorffii is the source of this 871-nucleotide messenger RNA. Its product is annotated as lipoate-protein ligase A. Lineage: Eukaryota; Viridiplantae; Streptophyta; Lycopodiopsida; Selaginellales; Selaginellaceae. Gene Ontology annotation, cellular component: mitochondrion. The transcript has 4 exons. The record is from RefSeq and is a predicted model, not a curated record. Gene Ontology annotation, biological process: protein modification process. The coding region runs from base 11 to 748 and encodes 245 amino acids.
GGGCUCUUGGAUGGCGGCGAUGAGGCCCGCAAUGCGAGUGCUACGGCUCCAGGGAUUCCCCAUCUUCCGGCAGCUCCAGCUCGAGGAGCGAUUGAUGCACAAGUCCGAUGAGAAUUGGUGCGUCUUCAACAAUGGGACAUCGCCUCCCACGAUCGUCAUGGGAGUGAGCGGGAGCCCGGAAGAGCUUCUGGAUGUGGACGCCGUGUCCCGGGAUGGAAUCCCUGUCGUGCGACGCUUCUCCGGCGGCGGGACUGUGAUUGUGGACGAAGAUACGCUCUUUGUCACGCUCAUUUGCUCGCGAAAGGCGAUUCCAUCGCUGGAACUCUUCCCCAGGACUAUACUGAAAUGGACCGGAGAGCUGUACAAGAACGUUUUUUUGGACAAUCCAGACUUCACAGUUCACGAGCAAGACUAUGCGUUCGGGCAGACGAAGAUCGCUGGAAAUGCCGAGUCCAUCUCCAAAGAUCGCUGGCUCCACCACACUUCCUUCCUCUGGGACUAUAGCCCGGCACGAAUGGCUUACUUGACUAUUCCGCGCCGCGCUCCAGCGUAUCGACUGGGCCGAUCCCACGGCGAUUUCAUCUGCAAGCUCAAAGACUAUCUCUCGUAUCGCGAAGAACUUGCGGAGCUACUGGAAGACGCUCUCGGUCGCCAUUUUUGUCUGGAAAGAACGAGGCUCGAAGACGUAGAUGAAGAGGAGUAUAAGCACCGGACACGGUUCGUCGAACUCCUUAGAAGUCCGAUAUAGUGACGGGUAGAUGCUGAUAGGGAGUCCGAGACACUGACGUGUUUUAGUCCCGGAUGGACGUUUUUGUUAACACCAUUGCUUGUUUUAAUUUGUUGAUGGAAUACUAUUCAAUUUAAUUCAACA